AAAACAAUUUCAUACAGUAUAUAAAAAGUGAAAGCCCCCCCCAAAAAUAAAUAAAUAAAAAAAUAGAAAAACCUAUUUACACAUAACUUGAAAAUACCUAGCAACGAAAAAUGAAAUUAAUAAAAACAGAAAAACAGAAUGCUUUUUCAGGCAGUACAGAAACCUGUUAGGAGUUUUUAAUUUCCAUAGCGGGGCGGAUAUACUUCCUACAGUGCAUUUAUUAUUCCAACUGACUAACUAUUUUUCCCAGGUUUUUUUUCUACAGUUGCCUUGCAAUAUGCUAUCUGUACAGCUUGGGUUUUCACACUCAGAAGGGUCCUUAAUGAAGAGUUUCUAGAGGGUAGAACUUGAGCCUUAAAAACAAGCAAUUGAAGCAAUGGGAACUGAAAGUGGUUGUGCUGUGGAGAAACAAAGUUUGUGCACGCAAAGCUUUGGGCUUCUUACAGUGCAUCGGGAGUUAUUGGUCUCUCAAGUCAAGAACAUUCAGUGUGUCCUGGACAAUUUAGUACACAGUGGCUUCUUUUGCACUGAAGAUGCAGAGAUUAUUCUGCGGUUCUCCACCAAAACUGACCAGGUUCGUAAAACCCUGGAGCUGGUGCAGAGCAAAGGAGAGGAGGUCUGUCAGUACUUUGUACACAUUCUUCAUGUACAAACAUUCAUAUCUGAUACUAUGGCCUUCAUAGACCUGAGAGACCAUUGGUACAGUGAGGAGAUGUCAGUACCACCUCACCAGAGCAAAUCUCAGAGGACACUAGUGUGUGUCACAGAUCCUGUGAGCAAGUACUGUGAAAAGCUUCAUCGUGAGCUUGGGCAGGACACCAAGUUCAUCAUCUCGUAUGCGCAGAGCGAGGAGACGUUGCUGGAUAAGAUUUACACUGACACACUCGUGGAGCUGGUGAACGACCGCAAUGAAAGCCUGGGUUACUUGGACAACCUAGACGAGCUGUUCAGCGACAACGGCGUCUUUAACCAAGAUGCAGAAACCAUCUUAAUCCUUGGGGAUGCUGGCAUGGGGAAGUCCAUCUUGCUCCAGAAACUUCAGAACCUGUGGUCCAAGAGGGAGCCAAGCAUCCCGGUCAAGUUCUUCUUUAAAUUUCGCUGCAGGAUGUUCUGCGUCUUCAAGAAGACAGAUAAGAUAUCCUUGAAGGACCUGCUUUUCAAGUACAACUGCUACCCGGACAAUGAUCCAGAGGACGCAGUUUUCAAAUACAUCCAGCGGUUUCCUGAGACAGUGCUGUUCACCUUUGAUGGCUACGAUGAGAUCCACUCUGAUUUUGACCUUAGCAGCAUUCCAGAAGUCUGCUCGCCCGAACAGAAGACCCACCCACUCUUGCUGCUCAUGAACCUGCUCAGCGGGAAGCUACUAAAAGGAUCUAAGAAAGUCCUGACGGCGAGAACGGGCACUGAAAUCCAGAACAAGGUGCUCAGGAAGAAAUUCAUCCUGAAAGGAUUUUCUCCAGAGAGCUUGCGGUGGUACACCACCCUGCAUUUCAAAGAAAGGACUUCCCAGACCUUGGUGCUAAACCAGCUAGAGGCAAACCCUCAUCUAUGGAGCCUGUGUUCCAUUCCCUUGUUCUGCUGGAUUAUCUUCAAAUGUUUUGAACAUUUCCAGUCUGUUUAUGACAACUAUCAGUUGACGGACUUGUAUGUCACCAUCACUGAUGUCUUUCUGCUGAUGUCGGAGGUUUUUCUCAGCCGCUUGACCAACCCAAGCUUGCUCAAGAAGAGCAGCCGAUGCCAGAGUGAGACCUUCAAGUCUUGUAGAGAGAUCUUGAUUGCUUAUGGAAAGCUAGCCCACCAGGGAAUAGAGAAAACUAGGUUUAUCUUCAGCCAGGAGGAGAUCAUGUCUUUGAACAUUGCAGAGAAGGAGCUGCACCUUGGGUUCCUCAGACCCAUUGGUCAUUACGACGGCUGUGGAAACCCCACCACCUUUGAGUUUGUCCACGUGACCCUCCAGUCCUUCUUCACCGCAUUUUCCCUGGUGGCUGAUGAAGAUGUCAGCUGUAAGGAUAUCUUGAAAUUCUUUGCAGAGUGUGAGUAUCGCAAAGCAAGGCACUUCCCUAGAUUUCCCGUGAUGUCUUGUCUUCGCCCUUCCAAAAUGCAGGACAAAGACCCCUUCAAGAACAACGAGCACUUUCAGUUCACCAACCUCUUCCUGUGUGGACUGCUGGCCAGGACCAAGGUUAGCUUGCUUGAGCACCUGGUGUCACCCAAGAUGCUGAAGAAGAAGCGUGAAAUCUUGAAGUCCCACCUGUCGGACAGUGUGAAAUCCCACUUGAAAAAUCUGCCACGGUUCAAGUCGGAGCAGGAGGGGUACAAAGUUCAUGGGAUGCCCAACUUCAUCUGGAUGUUGAGGUGCAUCUUCGAAACCCAGAGUGAAGAGGUUGGUAAGCUGACUGCUAAAGGAAUCUCUGCCGACUACAUCAAGCUGACCUACUGCAAUGCCUACUCGGCUGACUGCAGUGCCAUCAACUUUGUCCUGCAUCAUUGCCGGAAACAAAUUGGGCUGGAUCUGGACAAUAACAACAUUAAUGACUAUGGGGUAAAACAGCUCCAGCCAUGCUUCAGCAAGCUCUCUGUGGUAAGGUUGUGUGUUAAUCAGAUCACUGACUGUGGAGUAGAAGUCUUAGCAAAGGAACUGGUGAAGACCAAAAUUGUCAAAGUUCUAGGACUUUACAAAAAUCAAAUAACAGAUGCUGGAGCCCAGUGGGUUGCAAAGGUCAUUGAAGAAUGCCCAAGUCUUAGGAUUCUUAAGAUUGGGUGCAACAAAAUUACAAGCAAAGGUGGAAAAUCGCUGGCAUGUGCAAUCCAGAAGAGUAGAACUAUCUUUGACGUGGGAAUGUGGGGUAACAACAUUGGUGAUGAAGGGGCAAUCGCCUUUGCAGAAGCCUUGAGGAAUCACCCCAGUCUAACAAACCUGAGCCUUUCAGCCAAUCUCAUCUCUACAGAAGGAGGAAAAAGUUUAGCGGCUGCAUUGAAAGAGAACACCUCGGUGCAGAUAUUUUGGCUUGUGCAGAAUGAAUUGAAUGAUGAAGUUGCCAGGUCCUUUGCAGAAGCGAUCAAGGUCAACACAGCAUUAACGCACCUGUGGUUAAUCGAUAAUAAAGUCACAGUAGAGGGUGCAAAACUUAUUUCCCAGGCUUUGUCAGAAAACAAAGCACUGAAAGAGAUCUGGUCCCAGACUGCGCAGUCUCUGCCAAGCGCAGGGCUUAACAAGCGCCCCUUUACAGAAGCCUCAGAUGCUGGGUACCCUGCUCUCCCGAGGGGCGACUCCCUCAUACUUCCAUUUGUGUACCUGCCUCCAGGACCAAUUUCCUCUCCCGAGGGUCGGCUCUUCGAGUAUUAACCCUCGUAUAUGUUUUUCGGUAGCUGGGCUUCGCCCCUGGGAUGCGUUGGCUACGCCACCCUCAGUCAGCAACAACCUUUCUAUCCUAAUUUCCAGCCAGGGCCAUCGGCCCAGUACUAAAUCUGGGCUUCGCCCUUCAGCGGCACUCUGUCCUACUAACUGCUCUUUCUGCUUCCUCUGCCAUACUCUUACAUACCCAGUUCACGCCCCGUGAUUUAUAAUUUUUUUUUUUAUUAUUUUGAAUCGGUAAUUCUUUUUAUUACCCCAGUUUCUCCCCAAUUUGAAAUGCCCGAUUUUAAUACACCUUCCUGUAUUUCAAAUAAAUAGAAAUACAGGAAGGUGUAUUUUUGCAUAUUGGCCCCAGUUCCAAACAGGUUAUCCCAGUUCAGUACAGAGUCAUUACAUUUAGCUAUAUUAGAUAACUGAAGCAGCAUCCUGUUAUGUGCACGGGGGUAUGCCUGUGAGAUACACAAUGGUGGGCAUUUUGUGCAAGGAAGGCCAAUAAGGGCGGAAAUAGCCCUCCCACCUGUAAAAAUCUUAUAUUUACUUUUACUCAUUUUUGACUGGAAAAUUCAUAAACUGUAUUUAUGUCUGGUUUGUUUUUGUUCUGCUUUGCAAUCACAGAUUGACUCAGUGACCAUCCAUUAUUUAACAACCCAGACUGUAAAGAUUGUCUGUAUUUGCAUUUUUCUACCCAAACUUGCUAUGCAACUACCAGUAUAUGUAUGCUUACUGUCAAGAAGCUCCAGCCUCUUCAUUCCAAGUGAAUACUCUGAGAGUCAUGUGUAGUUGGAAUGCAGUUGAAACAAAUAUACAGCAAAGCUGUUUAAAAUGUUGUUUAGGUAGCCUACUUCUCUAAUGCUCUGUUCUGUAUUAUUAUUAUUAUUAUUUGCUUGAGAAGGCCCUGUUCAUUGUUUAAAUGCUGCUCUUCAGUUACUACAGGUGGUUUUAACACAUGUUCUUUUGUUUUAUUCUGGCAAUGCACUGCUGUGCACUAAAUGGUGCUGGUGCUUACUACUUUUAAGAGGCUUUGGCUGCUCCAGUUUACUCUACAUGUGUCUAUGGUAGCUGAAGAGUACCUUAACACAGGCACUUUAAAAGUCGCUUUUAAAGCCAAAGAAAACCCCAAAUGUUAACAAAAAUAAGCAUCUUGCUGUAGACAUGUGCAAAGCAGGUAAUAAUAUUAUUUAUUUAAUAUCUGUACAUAUUUUACAUACAUGGAAUGUUAUACCACAUACACCCUAAAUCAUUAAAAAAAUAUUUCAUGAUCAUCUAGUUGUGCACUAUCUGCUUGUCAAAAAGUACCAUAGCAUAUCUUAACGAGAAUGCUCUCUCUCACCAAUUUUAAAGUCUAUUUAAUUACAAAAUGUACAAAGAGCUGUAGCACUGAACACUUCUGCUAUUCUGAUUAAAUGGAAUACAUGGAUUUGUUUGCCUUUAUUUCAUCAACAACCUGUUGUUACCACAUUGUAGUAACAAAUCAUUUUAAAGCCAUUUCAAGUGUUUUACUGUAUAUCACUCUGCAAAAGUUGUUUCUGUGGUUUUCUCCAUUUUACCCCCUGCCAGCACAAUUUCAACAAUUUUUAUUUAUUUUUUAAACAUGUGGAUGACUUAUGUUCCUAAAAAUCAUGAAGGGACCCUUUCACAUAUAUGGGCUUAGUUAUGGCAAUUAUUAGCACAAGCAGCAAAGAAAAAUAUUUUCAAACAGUAAUGAUAAUCAUAUGGGUUGGAUUUCAUUAUUAUUUUGACUGCUAUUUUUAAUGUAACACUUUCAGAGCAGAUGGGUGCUCCAGAAGGAAUCUCCUUCAGAAGGUGGGGAUGUGGACACUGUGACACCUGACUGUGUUCGGACCAUGAAUUACCAAGUUUCAGGAAGAUGUUGAAGCAGCCAGGCUUUGCAGACAUUUUUAUUCAAUUGUCACCAAUGUGUGGCUCAAAUCAAGUCUGCUUUUGGAUGUUCUCGCUUGUAAAUGUCCCCUGCAACAAUCUGCUUCAAAAAUUGUCAGAAAGUUGCCUUCUGUUUCAUUGGCCUUCUCAUACCCAUUUACAACACAAUGACUCAGAGUGGGCAUCCAGUAUGUGCCUUACCCAACUGCUGGACUUGGGACAGCAUUCUGUGUAGAUUCAAAUUAAACAUCCAAAUACCACAUAUUAAAGAGUAAGUAGCUGGGUUUUGAAAAGUAGAAAAGCUAUACAUUGCCACGUGUUUCUACAACUGUUUUAAUGAUGUACCUGCCAUGUAUCUUUUCAUUGUUAACAUCCUGACAACG
Messenger RNA from Polyodon spathula (Mississippi paddlefish), 5616 nucleotides. Its product is annotated as nucleotide-binding oligomerization domain-containing protein 1-like. Gene Ontology annotation, molecular function: protein binding. The transcript is spliced from 11 exons. The record is from RefSeq and is a predicted model, not a curated record. Lineage: Eukaryota; Metazoa; Chordata; Actinopteri; Acipenseriformes; Polyodontidae. Gene Ontology annotation, biological process: regulation of apoptotic process. Bases 377 to 3346 code for a protein of 989 amino acids.